AUGCCCUACAUCAAAAGCAUCAGAACUUCUGAGGCAGACCAGACCACAAAGCAGGACAAAUUCCAGUGCAUCACAGAGGACAUCAUCCAGUCCCCAGCUGGCCCCAAAUUGCUAGGAGUGCAAGUACAGAUAAGAGAGAGCUCAUUACGAGAAGUUAAUGAGAGCCAGCAAGGAACAGAACCUGAAUUGGAGCUGAGGGUGUCUAACUCUAAAACCAGCACCCCCAGCUAAGACACAAAGCUGCAGUUGUGGUGGGUGCUCCGUGGUCAGUGGCGGUCCUCAAGUGCCUCAGUCAGCUUGGCUGAGUCCAAAACCUCCCAUGUCUGUAUCCAGGGGCGUCCCUCUUCCCGCAUCCAUCACCAGGGCCCAGUGAUGGCGCCUGCGGAUGCCCAGCUCUCGCUUGAUGUCUCAGUUCCAGAACAGAGAUGCUUCAGCUGCUACCUGGGAAGGCUCCGGCCCCAAAAAUAUUUAGUUAGCAGCCAUUCAGUUAAGUGGAAUUGA
This is a messenger RNA of Callithrix jacchus (white-tufted-ear marmoset), 501 nucleotides long. RefSeq lists its product as uncharacterized. NCBI's taxonomy places the organism in Eukaryota, Metazoa, Chordata, Mammalia, Primates, Cebidae. The record is from RefSeq and is a predicted model, not a curated record.